Molecule: messenger RNA, 1665 nt
Organism: Paracoccidioides brasiliensis Pb18
Exons: 1
Coding region: 1-1665 (554 amino acids)
Molecular function (GO): protein binding
Source: RefSeq, a predicted model, not a curated record
AUGGAGUCCUCUCCUCCAAGAGCAGGCACUCAACUGCCUCCUGUGGCCGGUGUGAAGAGGCCUGCUUCUCUCCUCCCAGCCUUCGAGCCCUCGUCGUCCCCAAGUCUUCCUCGGCCGUUAAAACGGCUGGCACGAGAAUCCGGAGACGAUGCAUCGACGUAUCCAACCCCCGUUCCCACUUCGUCUACUGCAAUAAUGACUUCCUCCCCUGUUCGCUCCAAUCCACGCCGUCAUGGACUUACAAGAACGCACUCCAUGGCUUCCGAAAGAGCUCCAUUAUCUACUGUUCCUUCGAUAACAUUGCCCCAGUCAGGGGAGUGUAUUUUAAUGGGUAGAUCCAGCGGUUCUUGUCAUUUUCAGUUAUCAGCCAGUCGAUUGAUCUCACGGGUCCAUGUUCAAGCCGCAUAUAAACCCUCAUCCAACCCCUUUGAUCGAGAAAGAAUCGAGAUUCUUUGUACCGGAUGGAAUGGAAUCAAGUUACAUUGUCAGGGGAAAAAGUAUGAAUUGAACAAGGGCAAAACAUUUACCUCUGAUAUCAAAGAUGCGGAUGUCAUGAUCGAUGUGCAGGAUGCUCGAGUGUUGGUCCAGUGGCCGAGACAGGAACAGAAAGAUUCCUCCUCGACCAUUAACUCUGAUCAAACCUGGGAAGAGGCCUCUCCUGUGAGAAAGCUUCGUACCGCCUCACAUCCGCUCCCGAGCAGCCCUCUACGAAGCCGGGGACGGCUGGCUUCGCCAAUAUCUCCAUCUCCUGCUGUACAAGCCCUCCUGCCUUCUGAAGCUCCAUUGAUGACCCCCAGCCACUCAGUUCAAAGUGCCGUGGUUGUAUAUGAGGAUGAACCGUCUCCUAGUCAUGAUCAAAAGCUCUCAAGCUCGGCCUCUCAUGCUACACAGGUGAUUCCCAAUCCUUUCAACAUCGAGAACCGAAAGGCCUCCGUGUCUGGCUCCUCCGAGGGGAAAGUGGAGGAUCUAUCGGAACAUGACGAGGAGAACGAUCCCAUCAUCCACUCUUUCGGGCCCUUUGGCGAUAAUAUACUUCCCCGUCUGGCUUCAUUCUCCGCGAGAGAGUCACCAGUCAGGUCUCCUCGUGUCAGCACGCGGAAACCACCCGUCCAACUCAUCCCCCAUGACGUCGCUAAACCUGCCAAGGCAGACGAUGGUGACUCCCUCAAGGAGAAGGCGCAGAACCACAUCGUGAAUCAGCUUGCCUUUUCUCGAUUAUCAUCCAGCCCGCUGUCAACGAUUCUCAGUCACCUUCCAUCCGAGCUGUGGAAGAAGACAACCACCUCCGACGGCGCCUUUUCAACCCCGGAGAUCAAAUCCAUUAUAGAGUCGACCGCAUGCAUUGGCAAAGUGAGCCGGGAAGGCAAAGAUGCUGCUGGCAAACCUCUGGAAAGCGAAUAUUACUACAUCCCCGACUUGGAUGAGGAUGAGAAGCGAAAGGAGGCUGUUGUUAAUGACUUGAUGAAGCCCGGUCUGCGGAGCUGUAGGAAGCAACACAAGGUUCGAUUUCUUCCAUAUGACUCAUCCCCUCCACCAGCAUGUGCCCAUUUCGUUCGUCUAGGUGCAUUGGUUUUAUUGACUCGAUUUCAUUCAAUAGCAAUACUACUGGCGAAAACCCAAAUAGUCGAGAUGCGAAGACAUCCUCCCGUUCACUUGCUCAAUUGA